Dreissena polymorpha is the source of this 2285-nucleotide messenger RNA. RefSeq names its product monocarboxylate transporter 2-like. Bases 695 to 1717 code for a protein of 340 amino acids. NCBI's taxonomy places the organism in Eukaryota, Metazoa, Mollusca, Bivalvia, Myida, Dreissenidae. Gene Ontology annotation, biological process: transmembrane transport. The transcript is spliced from 3 exons. The record is from RefSeq and is a predicted model, not a curated record. Gene Ontology annotation, molecular function: monocarboxylic acid transmembrane transporter activity.
GCCUAGAUAAGUUCCUACUUAAACCUCUCGACUAUGAUAAAACAAAUAACAAGACAACUAAAAGCUUUUUAUUUUUAUUUUAUCGUAUUAUUUCGUUUGGUUGUGCAAUAGCAAACAUGUUGGUCAAUAAUGGUGAAGCGGAAUGCAAUUCACACCUAGGGAAAUAUAUAAACUCGUGCCCCUACUUCUAGUGCACAAAACAUUGAUGCUAAAUUAACAGUGAAUAGUAAUUACGUUAAUUAACUUAAUCAUGUUUAGAAUCACAGUGUUGGAAAGUCAAUAACAUUGUAAAAUAUGUACUUUAUUCCUGACAAUUAUUUCACGAAGGAUCCGUCAUAAUAUAAACACAUUACGCGCGAAGCGUUUUAAAUUACUGUCAAGUUAAAAAUUAACAACGAACAGCGCAUAAUUUUUGGCAUAAGUAGAACAAAUCAUUUUAGUCAUUAAAUAUCAUAUAACAUAGAAAAUAGAACACGAAUAUGAUCUACGAUAUGAAUAUUUAAAAGCUCGCUGAAUUUGCCGAUCAAAUCUCAAACUGAUAAAUAUGCAAUCCUGCUGAUAUAAACACUUGGAUGGAUAUUAUGUAGGCCGAACGUCUGUAAACCCGUAAUAUCGGAAUGUAGAUGGACAACAAUAGUGUUUAACCGGCUACACAAAAUAGCAACCAGUAAGUAAAGGAUUGUGACAAACUCAUAUGAAAAUGAAGGGCAAACGUGUUCAAAAGAACCACGAUACUACCCAUGACACUCCGGAUAUGGAAAAAGACGCUCGUAAGCUGAAAGUUGGAGAGCAAGAUACGAUUGAGGUGACGAAGAAUCAAGAUCUACCAAUCGACAAAGGAUGGGCAUGGGUAGUUCUUGCUGCACAUUUCGUGAUGACCAUCGGUUUGCAAAAAUUCAGCAGCCGUGUCUCAGUCUGUUUAGGCGGAAUUCUGACAGUGGUUGGCUACGCAAUCACAGCAUUUGCUACUGACAUUCGACAGUACUACUUUGCGCAGGGCAUCCUAUGCGGUGCUGGUUUGGCAAUGAUAGCCUCUCCAGAGUUGGCGAUAAUAGGGGCUUACUUUAACAAGCAUCGCGGUCUUGCUAAUAGCAUCUUUACUGCUGGUGGUUCACUAGGUGGACUCGCUUUCGCGCCUGUAGUUGUGAAACUGUUCGAUGAAUACGGCUACACAGGAGCAAUGCUUAUUAUCUCCGCGUUAUUAAUGCAUUCCAUUUUAUCAGGACUUCUUAUGCGGCCAAUAGAACUGUACUCCCUACGAAGAAAUAAGGGUGAUAGUAAGAAAGAAGAAGACACAUCUGUUAUUUUUGGUGACGGCAAAGAUCAUGACAAAAGCAUUAACAAGGCAAGAGGUGAAAUAACUGACACAAAUUAUGACCUUGACGAUGAAUUAGAUGUUGAUGAUGAACGAGAAACCGCAUUCAAAGGUUCAGGAAAAUCGUUGGAUCAACGACUGAAAAAUGCUGCAAUGCAAUCAUAUGAUGUAGACAUUGCCAAUCGAAAUCAACAAGGGUCGCCUUUGAUUAGUCGUGCACGGGCACAUUCUUACAAUGCUAAACGCUCAAGAACGCUGUCUGAAUGCACUGAGGUGAGUAAGUCCACUUUGACCAAAGUUAUACAAGCCAUCGACAGGUCAGAAGUUGCUCUGUACGCAAGCGGAGAAUGCAUUUUUGGGUCUUUCAUUGGCAUAAACUCUGCAAGAAAACAUUUAUCUUAAGACGUCCACGAACCAGAGAAAACGACAGCAUCAUCUACGACAGAAUUUCAGACAACAUGCUGCAUGGCAAUUUUUUCAGGAAUAAAGAACGUGCUGUGCACGGUGUUUGACUUAAGCUUAAAGAAGAACCCACUAUUUUUACUGUUUUUACUGAUGGCAUUUUGCAUGGUGUCUGGCUUGGGGCUAGUUCCGGCGAUGCUUCCGCCGCAUGCAAAGGAUGUUAAUUUAAGUAAUUCUCAAAUUGCCAUAUGCGUGUCUAUUCAAGCAGGAUUAGACUUAUUUUCGAAAAUAUCACUAGGACUUGUUGUUGACCGCCAAUGGCUUGCCAUGCCAACGAUUUUGGCAAGUGUUGCAUUAAUGAUAGGAACGGCGUGUCAUCUUGUGAGAUUCGCCACUAGUUUUGAGUUUGUUAUGGUUCUUAACGUAUUAACAGGUAAAUAUUCUUCCGCAUGUUAACAUGAAUAAUGCUAUAUGCAAGUUUAAACUUUCUCAAGUGCAUCAAACCAUUUAAAUACUCAAAUAGAAAGAAGAAAUAAUACAAACCAGUAAUUUGAGUAAAGACUUUGUA